Anopheles gambiae (African malaria mosquito) is the source of this 5090-nucleotide messenger RNA. RefSeq lists its product as uncharacterized. Gene Ontology annotation, molecular function: RNA polymerase II cis-regulatory region sequence-specific DNA binding; DNA-binding transcription factor activity, RNA polymerase II-specific. Gene Ontology annotation, biological process: regulation of transcription by RNA polymerase II. The transcript has 4 exons. The record is from RefSeq and is a predicted model, not a curated record. Bases 2337 to 3371 code for a protein of 344 amino acids. NCBI's taxonomy places the organism in Eukaryota, Metazoa, Arthropoda, Insecta, Diptera, Culicidae. Gene Ontology annotation, cellular component: nucleus.
AAUUUUCCUUGCAACUGAAUGGACUCUCACUGAUGGGAGUAGCUCCAUUAGAUCAAACUCUGCGCCGAGCACGAAAUGGUUAAGCUGUAACCUCUCUCCGUUAAUUAAUGAUAAAUGAACAUUUGUUUAGUUCAUCAUACAUGUGUAUGUACGGUGGCAGCACCGAGCAAAACACAGAGUUGUAAUGACAUUAAUGCUAACUUUUAAUUUGCUCCAAUGUGGGACAGAUAAUGUAUUACAAAGGUUAGGGCAAUUUUAAGUAUAACUUUUAAUAUGAUUAAAACAUAAAUGUACACAAACUAACCUAUGAAAUUCGGUGUUUUGAAACAUUAGAUAUACUCCUGUGUCGUAACGAUUAAAUCACUUAAAUUUACUUUUCUGAUUCGACAAACCUAAAAUUCUACGGUUUUAUUCACUAAACAAGAAUUUCUCAGAAGGAUCAGGAGGAUCAGAACUCACCAAGCAACGAAUAUUUGUUGUCCUUAUUAAAACGUGUUUGCGAAAGAGUAUGUUGAUUAGAAAACGUCCGCUAUUACAUCCUUUCCCAUAACCACAUGAUCCUCCGUGAAAACAAGGGAAACUGCACACUGCCGGCCAUAUCGUCCACGGAUGGCAGUACCCGGCAUGAUGGAUGAAAAUCGUUCGUCAUGUGAAAGCAAUUCCUCUGCAAAAGGACCAGGAAGUAUACAUAAUGACACGUUGCGAAAGCAGCAAAAAGUGCCAGGACUGCACUAUAGUACCCUGAACUCGCUUCAAAAUUGUGUUUCAUGGCACGAGAGCCAAACACACAAAAAUGCAGCGCAGGAGACGGGGAUGGGGUUUCAACAUCAUGAACUUAAAUGAUGAUGUAAAAGCGUCACAGGAGGAACAAGAUGUUUUGACCGUGUACCGUGGAUGUGUACCAAGCGCUUCUUUUAUUCUUCGUUAAUUUUCCUUAGAUUGCUUCAAUGCGGUCUCCAAGAGAGGAAUAAUUUGCGGUUGAUGACUUAAAGGUACUGCUGUGGAUAGUUGACUCUACCGUGUGCGGUUGGUUGAAAGCUUCCCGUCAGCAUCACUAGAAUACCGAAGUACGAUGGCUAGACCAGUGCGCCAGUGGAUGAGUUGCUCGUUGUUUUUUCAGACAUCGUUUGCAAUCCCCGGGUUGAUAGUAACCAUAUCCAACCGCACUAUUUGUCCGCGAGACAAGAUGGGUUGUUGGUACCCCAGUUUCAGUUGAUUAAUCAUUUUACUUUUCAUGUCGUUCACCCCUUUUCUGGUUCGCGCUGGACGAUAAACAAUAUACGCUUCACGUAAUUUCGGUAUCCUUUUAACGAAGGAUAAUCGUCCAGUGAUGUCUUUUCUGUUUGCGUGGGAUAGUCUUUUUUUACUUUGUUUUACUUCGUUUAUGCUCUCCGUUUCAGCGAAAUGAUGCAAAACAAAUGUUUUCCUUACCAAAAGAAAUAAUACCAUUUAAAUAGCAGAAAUCUUUGAGAAUAUAUCAACAAUCAUGAUAACAAAACAAAAUUCUAUUCUUAUAAUAAAAACAAUAAAGGCCAACUCAAACUUAACAGAGCUGAAUACAGAGUUGAGAUUGUAAAACGCUAGGAUCCGGUCAAUCAAAAACGUUUCUUUACAUAGGUGACAUGUGCUGUUGAAGAGGGUUUAGUGUGCUUUAUGAAGGCAGCAACGCUUGCAGGAGAAAGAAAUUUAUCUAAUCGAAGUUGUAGUCUACCUUCCCACCUCUAUAGGCUAUCUUCAUAACAUAAACAAACUGCUGACGCUUAAUACGAGGAAAAAGGGUGAAAUUGAGCUCACGUAGGGGGGGACUUUCUUAUCAGCUAACCAACAGUCCAACGGUAACAUUAAACGUUAACAAUCAUGGCUGUAUAUUUUCGAAAAUAUUUGCGCUAAUGGUUGGCACACUUCGUUUUAAUUAUUUGCUUCGAUAGAUGAAUCAUUAUUGCCAAAAAGUAUUAAGAAACCUGAAUUAUAUCAGGAUAAUAAACUUAGCAGAGGAGAGAUUUAAUGUUACUUGAUGUUACCAACAUACGACCUUAUGCUUUAUCAAAUGUUUAUCAAAUAAAUCACUGCCCAGAAGCACUCAAUUCUAGCACAUUUUUCGCAAACUUUCUACAAAUACAUACUCAUAUGCGUAGCACACCGCUAGAACCACGCUGUUAAAGCCUUAUCUUUAGUAUAUCGCUAACAGCUCUUGCUAGAACUCAGCGCAAACAGUGACAGACCGUAUUCACCGACGUACGUUCGUCGUAAGUUGCAGUUUGCUUUGUGAGCCGAAAUGGUCGAAAUGGUGCACGUAUUUGCGUGAAGUGGGCAAUCGGCUGUUGAUGUGAUUUCAAAUGACACACCUCCAGCGGCACCGGUUGGAGUCAGUGAGUGACCAUAGUGGCCCAUCCAGCUCGUCCAGCAAAUCAGAUAGCUCGGACGGUUCCGUCUCGGAGAUCUGCGAGGUAAUGCAGGACUGGUCCCUGGACGGUAGUGACCCCCAGUCACAUCCGAUGCAGCUGCACCACCCCAACAACCAUCAGCACCACCUUCUCCAUAAUCCGCAUCACCAUCAUCAUCACAACCAUCAUCGCCAUCAGCCACACCACCGUACUUCGAUUCUUUCGACUCACGACCAUCUCCAACAGUCACAGGAGCAGCAGCAGCAGCAUCAACAACAGCAACAUAUGGGCGGCAUGAUUUCGCCCAACUCGAGCUACACGCAGGAGGACGUGGACGAGCAGGAUGACGAUCUCGAGUACACCAAGCACGACCUCAUCAGUCUGGACAACGGCGUCAUCACCGACUACGAACGGGCCCAGGUCGAGAGCUUCUUCAGCGGACUCGGCACUGAGGUGUACGUUAGUUCAUCGUUGGCCAAUCUGUACGAGCGUGUCGGUAAGGAGGACUGGCGCUUGGUGUUUACUGGCAUUCCUGUGCUGCUACACGACAAGGGCAGCACACGGUCACGCUGCACACCGAGGGUGUCGUUCGUUUUAGCCGAGCGUGGUACGUGCUUUGCCCUCUGGAAGGAUACCAUCGACAACCUGUCCGACUAUAAGGUGGCAGCGGCAGCCUUCCACACGAUGUGUCUAUCAGCAGAUCAUCGAAAAGUGAUCGGUUUCAGCUUCGACUCAAAUCAGGCAGCCCGUGAAAUGUGGGUGCGGGUGGAGGAGUUGACCAGCAAUCCGGAAAACAUUGCCCUGUCGGCGCCGGGCAGAAAACGCAAAACCCAGAAGCGCGCCAAACCGAUCGUGCUGCCACCGAAAUCACAAAUCUCGCAACCUUGCCAGUUCAAUCAUGUUACCAGCGUUACGACCAGUGACACGCAGCGUUACUUCAGUCUCCAGGCAUUCGUUUCCGCUCCGGUCAAGCAUCGCAGUCCAUAAAGCAGCUGAAUGGUGAGACAGAACACAGUUUGGGAGCAAGCUGAACGAUCCUUUGAGCCGUUACUCGUAAUGAAUGACGUAACAUACGUAAUGAAAUUCGAAAACUGAUCUAAGACACGAACAGUAAAUGUGAACCCGAUCAGCAUCAACAGGAAGUAGGAGUUUAUUUUCAAACUCACACAUAUUCAAGCCAUUUUAUUUUCCGUUUCUCAACACUUAUCUUCAUGCGUUUCACUUGUAGGAACGGAGUGCAAUCAAGGAUAUAGCUUUUAUCCCAUAUGCACAAUCGUGUCUAAUGAGCAUAAGUAGGGCGAUUGCAUGACAUUCAAUUACAUCUCAAUAGUUCACAUCGUUUCGAAGAAAAUAAAUAAAAUAUCGUGUGGAGAGAUAGGGUAUAAAACAUUUCCUAAUCAAAACUUAAGCAACUCUCUUCCCUCAAAAACCAUUUAGGUUAUUUAUUCAAUUAUCGAUGGUUUUAUCUAUAUUAGACAUUAGAUUCACACCUCUUUAUGUAACACAUGAAUGAAUACACAAACACACGUAUACAUAGUUCAACAGCUGCAAAGCUAUUGGAAUAAUAUAGCGCCAGUGCUAAAAUAGAAAAACACAACUAGACUGGAGUGCCACAUUUCGUAGAUGCUUAAGAACAGGUUAGAUUUAAGGAAUUGCAUCAAGAAUACGAAUGGUUGCUGUAUAGAAAAUAGGUACAGCAACUAUCAUCGUAUACGUCGGUGUCGGAUUGAAAGUUUGGUCAGUUGAAUAAAAAUGUAUGUCUGUGAUAAACGAAACUAAAACACACGAGACAUGAUCGUACAAUGUGAGCUCUGGUCGAAACGAUCAGUAGAAAAUGAAGGGGGGGGGGGGGGAAUUGGAAUGAACAAUGAUGAGCAAAUGUUAGCUGUUUUAUAAGUUAGAUGAAAUUUCUCAUUUCCCAUCAUCAGUUCAAACAUAAAGUCUACUCAAACACACAUUAAACUAGCUGGUACUUUCGCUCCUUGCCACAGCGUCGAUCCCACCUGAAGGAAUAAUGUUAAGUGUACAAUCGGCGUUGUGUUUGAUUAUUUAGUUCCCAUCCAAGCAGUCCUACAGAAAAGUCAAGCGUAUACAGGUAUUCCCCGAUAUACACCAUACCCGAUAUACGCAAUUUCGCUAUACGCUAUUUUCUUAAUUUGACAGCUCUUUGAGAAAAUUGUACUAAUUUGUCACAUACAAAAUACAAAUCAAAUACAAAAAAAAUCUCUUUUGGUCGAAUUUUAAAUACCAAAGUUUUAAAAGGUAUAAAAUUGUAGUCUUCAGUUAAAAUCAUAUCAAAUAACUAAUUUAGUGGCCAAAAACCUCCCACUUCUAGCAAAAUUAUACGAAAAUUAGCUAUAAUUUGACUGAAAACCUCGAAAUUCGACAUACGCUAAUAUUCGAGAAACGCUAUUGCCUCCGCUAUUCCGCAUAAUUUGCGUAUAUCGGAGAAUACCUGUACUGAUUACCGUCUUUAAUAACAAUGAUGUUUUCAAAAAUAAUUUGUACACAAAGAAAACGCUUAGAGCAAAGAUGGACUUGAUAUGAACAUUCUCAACAUCAAAACGAUUGUGGUAGCGAGGUUGAUGCUUUCUAUUGAUAAAUAUAUUUGAUAGGAUGACGAGUAAUAGUUCUCUGACUCUGCUGUAAAUAUUUGCAAACAACCGUAUGUGUAGUUUGAAAAUAAAAAACUUAAAUUUUAUCAAA